Messenger RNA from Sitophilus oryzae (rice weevil), 836 nucleotides. It is a transcript of the gene mbf1, whose product is annotated as endothelial differentiation-related factor 1. The record is from RefSeq and is a predicted model, not a curated record. Bases 195 to 635 code for a protein of 146 amino acids. NCBI's taxonomy places the organism in Eukaryota, Metazoa, Arthropoda, Insecta, Coleoptera, Curculionidae. The transcript has 2 exons. Gene Ontology annotation, molecular function: DNA binding. Gene Ontology annotation, cellular component: nucleus.
CGGUCCCUUCGGUGGGUCCCUUUUGUAGCAGGAAAAAAGUAUUGAUGGUUUGAUUUCCUUGUAACUUGUAAUCAUGUAAUGAACCUGAAUGAAACCAUGAAACGUGUCUAACUUCACGUGUAUAUUAUAGUUGUCCAAAUUGUCAAAUAUUUGGUCUUUUAUUUGAGUACGCAAAUUUUUAAUAAAGUUUAAUAAUGGCUGAUUGGGAUACAGUAACCGUACUAAAAAAGAAAGCCCCAAAAGCGGGUGUAAUGAAAACUGAACAAGCAAUCAAUGCCGCUCGACGACAAGGAGUUCCUGUUGACACCCAAUUAAAAUGGGGCGCCGGCAGUAACAAACAACAUGUUACAACAAAAAAUACAGCAAAACUGGACCGAGAAACGGAGGAACUAAAACAUGAGACAAUUUCUUUGGAUGUUGGUAAAUUAAUUCAGCAAGGUCGUCAAAGUAAAGGUCUAUCCCAAAAGGAACUUGCCACUAAAAUAAAUGAAAAACCUCAAGUUAUCACAGAUUACGAAGCUGGAAAAGGUAUUCCAAACAAUGUCAUCCUCGGAAAAAUUGAAAGAGCCAUUGGAAUUAAAUUAAGAGGAAAGGAUAAGGGAAAGCCAUUACAACUCCCUGAGAGCAAAAAAUAGAAUCCUAGGGGAUGAUUUUUGUUGCAUCGGAUACAAUCUUCAUUGUUAGAACUGUAGACCACAUUGAAUAUCUCUAGGUGUUCGCAUUUAAUGAGUCUGCACCAUUCUCAUGUUUUAUUUUAUUGGAAUUUAACAUUACUGCAAAAUUGCAUUAAGGUGUAUUAAGUCUUUGUAAUAAAUACAUGCAAUUAUAAAAAUAAA